Messenger RNA from Phyllopteryx taeniolatus (common seadragon), 2176 nucleotides. RefSeq names its product translocase of outer mitochondrial membrane 40 homolog, like (gene tomm40l). The transcript has 10 exons. The record is from RefSeq and is a predicted model, not a curated record. Gene Ontology annotation, molecular function: transmembrane protein transporter activity. Gene Ontology annotation, biological process: protein import into mitochondrial matrix. Gene Ontology annotation, cellular component: mitochondrial outer membrane; mitochondrial outer membrane translocase complex. The coding region runs from base 183 to 1208 and encodes 341 amino acids. Lineage: Eukaryota; Metazoa; Chordata; Actinopteri; Syngnathiformes; Syngnathidae.
UUCAUUCAUAUGCUAAAUUUUUCACCGGUGUUAUCUGUUUAAAUUAAAUACAGUGUUUGCCCGAAAAAAAUAACGUUUUAAUGAACCCAUCUAAACUGUUUAUGGCUCGCAAACAAUGGUAGCGUGCAUAGUGGUUGAUAUAGAUGAGCUAGCUUAGCUGCAAAUUCAAUUGACAUGAUCAAAUGGGGAGUGUAUUGGCCGCCGGCUCCCCCAGCCCACCGCCACCAGCCUUUGCCGGUGUGGCUGGUGCGGGCCUGACAGUGCCACCAGGUUUUGGGAUGCCUCCGGUGUCUCCUGUGUCACCCUCGACUGAGGUGACUUCAGUGCAGUCGCAGGAAGUGACUGAUUCUCUACCUAAUCCGGGUACAUUUGAUGAGUGUCAUCGCAAGUGCAAAGAGGUUUUCCCGAUGCAGAUGGAAGGCGUCAGGCUAGUCGUCAAUAAGGGCCUUAGCAACCACUUCCAGGUGAACCACACUGUGUCGCUGAGCACUUUGGGGGAUUCCAGCUACAGGUUCGGUGCCACUUAUGUUGGACUAAAGCAGAAAGGUCCAGCAGAGUUUUUUCCAGUUAUGAUUGGAGACAUGGACAACGUUGGCAGCCUUAACGCUCAAGUCAUCCACCAGAUCAGCAACAGCAUACGAUCCAAAAUGGCCUUUCAGACACAGCAACACAAGUUUGUCAGCUGGCAAGGCGAUGCAGAGUUCAGGGGCAAAGAUUUUACUGCAACAAUUACACUUGGAAACCCCAAUGUCCUUGUUGGCUCUGGUAUUGUCGUAACGCACUACCUCCAGUCCCUCACGCCUUCUCUGGCUCUGGGAGGGGAGUUGGUGUACCAUCGCAGGCCGUCAGAGGAGGGCGCUGUAAUGUCUUUAGUCGGCAGGUACACAGGCACCAACUACAUCACCACGCUGACUCUCGGAUCGGCGGGUGCUCACGCCUCCUACUACCACAAAGCUAAUGAGCAGUUGCAGCUCGGUGUGGAGUUUGAGGCGAGUACUCGCAUGCAAGAUACCAGCGUGUCGUUUGGCUACCAGCUAGACGUUCCCAAAGCUAAUUUACAGUUUAAAGGUUCAGUAGAUAGUAACUGGGUGGUCGGUGCAACUCUUGAAAAGAAGUUGCUGCCCCUGCCUCUCUCCUUGGUUCUCUGCUCCUUCCUCAACCAUAACAAGAACAAGUUCCAGUGCGGGUUUGGGAUUACGAUCGGUUAAACCGACCAGAUAUACGUUUGUUGACCUCACAGGAUGGACCCGCUCACUUCGAACACUCUAAGCAACUAUUCAUCACCUUAACAUUGAUAACCUCAAGUUUCAACAGACCUUCCAGCCAUUUUCAUGUUUCUUGUUUCCUCAGUCCAGUCACAGUUCGUUGUGUAAAUUUGAUGUACAGACACCUGACAUUUACACAUUACUGAAAUACUUAGUUAUCUCUGAGCUCAUCGACUGUUUCUUUAUUUUAUUUUUUUACUAUGAAGGCUAUUUUGAAGUUAAUGAUAAUGUUGUUCUGUUUACCAGGAAUGGUACUUUUUCUUCAUCACUUGCCUUUUUUAUGUUAUGUUAUGAGGAGCAGUAUAUAUUAACUGUAUUAUUAUUCUUGGAAACUGAAAAAAUAUACUAUUUGUAAAGAAAAAAAAGGCCUGUCUUGUUUGAUUUUAUCAGCCAUGAAAGCUGAUUGGUCAAAAAUAAGGGCCACAGCCUCCCAGAGCUUUUUAAUGUGGUAUGUUUAAAAAAGAAAGAAAAUGUAAAUACAUUUUUCGGAUAACUUGAAGUUUUAUACGGAGAGAAAGAUUUUAGCGUCUGGUAUAUUUCCCUGCGGUAUCAGAAAACAAGAGAUGAAAAUUAGAGUCACAGUCCUGCUCAGGUUUUACUUGACCGACUGUACAAUGUUGUAGGCGCAGUAGUUCACUGACAAGUUGACAACAUUAAUAUCCGCUUUCGCCAGACAUUUACACCCCGCCCAUUUAAUUGCACCACUGCUAUCGAUGUGCAGAACAAAUGGUGCAUUCAGUUGUAGCAACAGUGAAAUAGUAGCUGACCUGUUAUCUUAUCCGUUGACUUGUCAAUGUCACAACUCAUCACUGUUGACACGUGACUGAGUGACCUUUCUCUUGUCAGGGUUCUUUUUCCUCAUUGUCAAUUAACAAACAAAUCAUACUGAACGAAUUAAGUGUCGUCGUCGU